This is a messenger RNA of Amaranthus tricolor (Joseph's coat), 489 nucleotides long. RefSeq names its product secreted RxLR effector protein 161-like. Lineage: Eukaryota; Viridiplantae; Streptophyta; Magnoliopsida; Caryophyllales; Amaranthaceae. The record is from RefSeq and is a predicted model, not a curated record. Bases 1 to 489 code for a protein of 162 amino acids. The transcript has a single exon.
AUGAGCUGCAAAUUGUCUUUGUCCAUGUCACCUCAAACUGAGGAGGAGUUGGCUUAUAUAUCUAUGGUCCCUUAUGCCAACGCUGUUGGAUGUUUGAUGUAUGCUAUGGUCUGUACUAGGCCUGAUAUUGCGCACGCUGUCAGUGUUGUGAGUAGGUUCAUGGCUCGUCCUGGGAGAGAGCACUGGCAGGGGGUGAAAAGGAUUUUUCGCUAUUUGAGAGGGACAACUGAUAUUGGUCUUGUGUAUGGGAAUGGUAAGGAGUGUUUGGUAACUGGAUAUAGUGAUUCUGAUUAUGCAGCUGAUGUGGAUACCAGGAGGUCGGUGACUGGGUAUGUGUUUACUCUGGGCGGUUCUGUGGUUAGUUGGAAGUCUACAUUGCAGUCUUCGGUUACGUUGUCUACUACUAAAACUGAGUACAUAGCUUUAACUUCUGCAGCUAAGGAGUCUAUAUGGCUAAAAGGCCUUGUAGGUGAACUGGGUAUCGCAUAG